This is a messenger RNA of Symbiodinium natans, 6270 nucleotides long. The record is from the annotation of a GenBank genome assembly. Lineage: Eukaryota; Dinophyceae; Suessiales; Symbiodiniaceae.
AUGACACAGGUUCACCCUUUGGGUACCGGAGCUCCAAGAGGCGGCCAGUACCUCUUCGUGUUUUACCACCGCGCUGUGGGCUGCUGUGGCACGACGGCGACGUGGGGCAGUUUGGAAGAAGCAAAGCAGAAGCUACGUGAGUUUUACUUUGAGCAGCUCUUGUUGCGACCGAAGCCAGAGAAUCGAACCCAGAAAGGUUGGCAGAACAUCCUGGAGUCAGCUCGCUUGAGUUUGGAGCCCAAGCUGGAUAGACUGAGCAGGAUCGAGGACGUUUUCGCUUUGGCUGAAAAGUGUUUGAACAAGAACCCGAGCAUCCUGGAAGAUUUUCGGUUCAUCGCAACAGAGAACGUGUGUCGUGAAGCUGUAGAGUGGAGUGCUCAAGAGAACUUUGUGUACGCGACUGAAGAGGGCAAGACGUUUGAGCGUGACCUGGAGAUCUUGUCUAGGUCGGACCAGGGCAAGAGCAGCGGAUCUGGCGUGUUCGAACAGUCGCUGGAGCCUCGAAGUGAACCACUUGACCUGACCGAGACCGGUGAGCCUACACCAAAGAGGUUGAAGUUCGAGAUUUUGGAAGCCUUAGGCAACAUGGUGAUGCAGGGCCAAGAGCAGAAUCGUUCUUUCAUGGGUUUGUUUCAGUCCAUGUCCAUUGAGCAGCAAAGACAGUCAGAAGAGUUGAAAGAAGCGGUCACUCACCUUGGUUCCAGGAAGGAAGCUCCGACGGGGUGGACGAAGUUCAUCCCCCGACCUGACCCUUUCAAGCCCAAAGACCGAGAAGAAGAGCUAACUCAAUGGCAAGAUUGGAGUUGGAGCUUCAAGCAGUGGAUCCUUGCAAUAAGCCCUGAGAUGUAUACUGCGAUUGAAGAGGUAGAGCAGGAUUUGAGUUCGCCUUGUGAAGAAGCCACUAUGACCGACGAUGCCAUCCUACAGGGAAAGCAGCUGUACGCAAUCCUCACAAGCAUGCUUCGGGAAAGGCCUCUCCAAAUCCUCAAGAGUGUCACCGGUGCCAAUGGAUUCGAGACAUGGCGUGUGCUAAACAAUGUGCUGGCACCCACCAAUAAGACACGAGCGCUUGCACUGUUGGGAGCAAUCUCACAGUUUCCGGCAAUGAAUCAAGGGAAUCUCCUGGAGCAGGUGCUACGUCUGGAGGACCUCUUCCGCAAGUACGAGCAGGCGUCGGGAAAGCCAGUUCCGAAUGAGAUGCAGAGUGCAAUCUUGUUGCGUGUUUUGCCUCAGCAAGUUCGGUCACACUUGACAAUCACCAUCGGUGACGAUUCCACGUAUGAGAGCAUGAGAGACAUGAUCCUUCGGUGGGAGCGCUCUACACAGAAGUGGUCUUCGCAAAUCGUGACAGGAGGGGCACCGCAGAAACCUUCGUAUGAUGAUCCGAACGGCCCGAGCCCCAUGGAUGUCGAUCGUGUGAAAGGAUGGCCUAAAGGAAAAGGCAAGUGGGGUAAAGGGGCUGGCAAAGGUAGUGGCAAAGAUGGAGGAAAGUAUGGAGGAAAGAACGGCAAAGGCAAAGGUGGCAAAGGAGGAUAUGAGAGUCGUCCAGGCAAAGGAAAAGGCUAUGAGAAAGGAGGAAAAGGAAAACAGUCCUCAUGGGGCAGGAAUGAUUGGAGCAAAGGAGGAAAGGACAGAGGAAAGAAAGGAGGAAAGGGCAAAGAAAGGCUUUCUCAUGAUGCUUGUCGAAUCUGCGGGAAGUCAGGGCACUGGGGCAAUGAGUGUUGGAUGAAGGACAAAGUUCGAAACAUCAACCAGAAUGAUACAUCGUCCGCAUCGGGGAACAGUUCGUCCGCAUCGAGCUCAAAUUCAUCGACCGGAACAGCAAGUGUGAAGCGUGUGUUUGAUCUUGCAGACAGUGAUCGACUUGAUGUCCCAAUGACAACGGUCUAUGAGAUGGACAGCGAGGGUUCAGAGUCGUAUGUGUCAGACAAUGAGUCAUGGUGGUGCAGAGUGAUCGAACAUUCCAUGGUUGACGGUGAGGAUGAACUGGAAGUCAUCGACUUUGCUUGGGAGACGUACAGCGUCAUGGACAUGAGCUUAGAUGAUGCAUUGCUUGGAGAUGAAGAAUGGGUUGCACAUGCAGAAGUAAGAGGGAUCAGCAGCAGGUCUGACGAGGGCUACAACGCUCUGUCGGAAGGGCUACCUCAGGAGGUGGUCUUGGAUUCAGGUGCUGACCUCAGUGUGAUGCCGCGAGCAUGGUUGGAAGCGAAGAUCACCCUGGACCUAGGCCCAGCGAUGAUCCAAGAGGAGUUCUACGCGUCCGACGUUGGUGCGCCCCUGAUCUCGUUGGGGAGAUUGCUGAAGAAAGGUUGGAGCCUCGACCACAGGAAUGGACUCCUGCAUCUGUGCAAUGAUCCCGAAGAGAUAGAAGUGCCGGUCUCAUUCCGAAGGAAUAGCCUUGUGGUUGAUGCCAGAGUGUUCAUGGUCCGGGAUGAUGAGGUGAAAGACCCAGAAGAAGAAUGUGUUCGAGCAACCAAAGAAGGAAGCAUGGGCCAGGAGCCCCUGGAAAACGUGGAGAACCUGAGUGAGGUGAUUGAACAUGGCGAUGCAGCAGUCCUGAUAUUCACCAUCAUGCAUCGUACGAAAGGUGACCCCGAUCACUACGGCCUAACGCUCGUUGCUGAAGCUGGAACUUCCGAGGCAGAUGAAGUGAAAGAUUGGCCAGUGGAUCUUGAUCUGUAUGCCGAAGAGAUGAGCGUAGCUGAUCCGCAUGAACAAAUGAGCCCAAUCGAUCUCCCAGGUGUAUGUGAUCAAGAUGGCCGUGAAGAACCGGUGGGCGCAAGUCCCGCCCCAAUGUUGAUCGGAUGUGGAGAAGAAGAUCAUGUGGUAGUAGAGGGACUGCGGUUGAACGAGGAUUCGAGUGCUCGAGAACUACGAGAAGCGUGCAAAGCCUUAGGACUGGGGAUGUCUGGUUCCAAGAAAGUUAUGUUCCAGAGGUUGAUGAGUCACUCAAAGAAGAGAGCAUUGGAGGAUGCGAUGGCGCUGGGAAAUGCGGCGAAACCUCAUGAACAUCAACCGCGUGGAGAGCGACUUCCUAAGCAACCAACUGCUGAUGAAAUUGCCGAACAUGAGCUCACUCAUGUACCGUUCAAGGAAUGGUGCAGCUAUUGCGUGAGUUGCAGAUCAAGGAGAGAUGCUCACCGUCAGGAUGGAGAACAACAUGACACCGAUGGCGGGGACCCAAUCAUUGCAUUCGACUUCUUUUACACCGAUGUCACGGGAGGUGAACUUGACUUCAUGCGAAGUGCUCCUAAGGACAAAGAUGCGAUGGUUGUGGUGGUGGCUGUGGACAAGACGACAGGAAUGUCAAGAGCCAUACCCCUAGAGUCGAAAGGUGAUCAAUCAUUGGUGUAUGCGGCGAAAGAGAUCUUAGGCUUCAUAUCCUAUCUGGGAUAUCAAGGCGUGGUGAUCAGAUCGGACAACGAGCCUUCUGCUACAGCCUUGACCAAGAUGAUCUGCUGGGCGUAUGUGCAUGCUUCAAUGCUUCAGAACACGUUUGCAGUCAGAGCUGGAACGACUUCGUUCGAGAAGGCAUUUGGCUUGGCCUACAAUGGGAAGCUGGCAUGUUUCGGCGAGGUGGUGCUGUUUGCGUUGAGUCAAGGCCAUCGAAAGAAAGGACGCCCGAAGUUCGUGAAAGGCCUGUGGCUUGGAAAAUCGCUGGUGAACGACAUGCAUGUGUGUGGAACAGCGCUUGGUUUGUACCUGUCAACAACAGUCCGGAGGUUGAACCCACAGGAAAGGUGGAGCAAGCAUAUGUUGAAAGAAUUUCAAGGCAAACCAUACAAGUUUUCGUUGAGCAGCCUGGGAAAGGUCGUGAUUCCAGCUAUGAAAGACAGGACAAAGCCGAAUGUGGUACCAGACAUGCCAGUGAUGCCGAUGGAAGGACCAAAGGAGGCAGCGUUGAAGGCACCAGAUGAGGCCGGAUCUGACUCCUCAAGUUCAUCAUCGCAGUCAGGCGGAACGGAUGGUGGCGUGCGAGAAAGGAUGGACAUCGAGGCAGGAACAGGACAGAAGAGAUCUGAGCCCGAACCAAGUGCCAAGGAGGAAGACAAGCGUGGAGAAAAGAGACCAAUGCCGGAGGAGAAGAACGUCCCGUUGAACGCACCUCCACUUUAUGCUGGGAGCUCAUCGCCACAAAAGACCUCAAGGGUUUCAACCGUGAAAGUUGCAGAUGCUGAGUACUACACGUUAGAUGAGCACCUAGAAGAGGAGUGGGGUGACAUGGAAGAGUGGGAAUUUGGUCUGAGGAAGACCGAAGUGAAGCGACUCCUGGACAUGGGAGUGUUGGAACAAGUAUCGUCCUUGCCUGAGAACGCAGAGUUGUUGCAGACGAAGCAUGUGAUGGACUGGCGGUACCGUGAGGCGAAGUGGAAGAGAAGGGCGAGAUUAGUGUGUAAGCAGCUGAAGAUCUGGGACCCAAACAGGACAGACGUGUAUGCCCCAAGCACCAAUCCAUCAAUUGCAAAGCUGUUGCCGGCCCUCAUGGUUUCCCGACCAGGGUGGCAGAUGGUUAGCUUCGAUGUGAAGGAUGCUUUCCUCGAGGUGAAGCAGCGUCAAGAGCUUUAUGUGAUGUUGGACGGCCUCCCGUAUAGAGUCCAUCGUUGCUUACCAGGACAGCAGGCAGCGUCUGCGUGGUGGGGAGAACAGCUGGCGGCGGACCUGGCUUGGUGCCAGAUGAAGCAUGUCCGGCAGCGUUUGGACAGCCAGGUAACUGAGAUCCUGGAGAAGAAGUACAAGCUGGAAGUCUCAGAACCCGUGAAGAACAUAGGUGAUAGCCUGAAGUUCCUGAAGAAAGAGUUGCUGAUCACCGAGUCUGGCAUUGAGGUGCGAGUCGACAAGAAGUACUUGGAGAAGAUUUGUGGCGUGCUGGACCUGAAGAGGCCGAGAGUAAGGAAAACGCCGUGCAGUCCAGAGAUUGCCAAGAAGGAUGAGUCAGAGCCCUUGCAGGAGUUGGAGGCUUCAAAGUUCAGAGCGGCAGUCGGAAGCUUCCUGUACCUCAGCCCAGAUAGACCAGAUGCCCAAUGGACCAUCGCACACUUGGCAAGGUCGAUGAGUCAGCCAACGAAGCGUAUGUGGAAGCAUGCCUGUCACUUAGCAGAGUAUCUGUUAGCCACAGCUGAUGUGUGUCUCACGUUGGCAUGGACGUAUCCGGGAAGGUCAAGUUCGGAUGAGAGAAAGCUCAGUCGAGAGGAGGCAACAAGGCUGCAAGUAGAGAACAGCGGCAAACCGGAUUUGGUUGAGGGCAUGAGCGAUAGUGACUGGGCUGGACAUUGGACGAGGGUGUCAUCGACGUGUGGCCACGUCUACUUGAAUGGGAACGCGACCUUCAGCUUCGUGAGGAAGCAAGGCUCGAUUUCUCUGUCGUCAUGCGAAGCAGAGCUCAUGGCAUGUUGUUCCACGGCAGCAGAACUGAUGUAUGUUGGGCACGUGAUCAAGACGCUUUCAAGCACACCUUGUCGGUUGUUAUGCCGGCUAGACUCGUCUAGCGCACGAUCAUUGCUCCAAAAGCGUGGCGUGUCGAAAGUGCGUCAUCUGGAAACGAAACUGCUAUGGGUACAGAGGGAAACUUCGAGGGGAGCCUUGGAACUGGGAACAGUAUCCACGUACCUAAAUACUGCUGACAUAGGUACAAAGGCGCUGCGUCAUCUGGAAACGAAACUGCUAUGGGUACAGAGGGAAACUUCGAGGGGAGCCUUGGAACUGGGAACAGUAUCCACGUACAAAGGCGCUAAGCUCAGAACGCUAUGGAUUCCUGAUGUCUCGCUGGGCUAUGGUGGCUUCGAGUGUUUGAGCAGAGACAAGCAGAAGUACGACCAGAUGAAUGCCAAGGUGAUGCGGUUGCUGGUGAUGAUGGAUGCAAUGAGAACCGCGAAUGGAGCAGAAGCCUUUGGAAGAGAUCGUGAGCUGGAGCAGGGUGGCAUCACGAUUAUGAGCGCCUUGAGCCUGGAGAUCAAGGUCAACCAAUGGGGUGGUGUUCUCCUGGUGGCUGCGGCUUUGGUGGUCCUGAUGACCGUGAUGUACGUCGUAUGGCAAAUGGCAUGGAAGGAAAGGCGACUUGGAGACCUACAGAGGAUGGCGACGACGACUGAUCAGACAGAAGAUGAUGAAGAAUGGGAACAUGAGUCAGAUGAAGAAUGGGAACAUGAGCCAGAUGAAGAAUGGGACAAGCCUGCGUGGCAACACUGCGCCAGCAGGCUGUGGAAGCAGCCCGAGAUGAACCUCAACAACAAGAUGAACCUCGACGACAAUACGCGUUCCGCUGGCGGAUAG